AUGGCAUCGAGCUGGCCCCAGCGCCGAGCGCAAGGGGAUCUCGAGUCCCAUCCCAACGAGUAUCCUGAGCGGGAGAAUGCCUUGAAGCUAAGGUGGAUUGCAAGCUUGAUCGAGUCUUUCGUAUAUAUACACUCCUGCAAAGUCUUCGUGGAUGACGUUGCUCUCCGCAAUAUCUUGGUUCUGAACGAGGAGCUCAAAGCAGCCGACUUUGGACAGUCAAUCCUGCUACCCCGCGACGCUGAUAUGGGUUCGAUCACGGAAAAUGAUCUGAAUGCCAAGAUCGAGAUCCUCCAUCUGGGUUGGGUUAUCUACUCCAUCGCGGCCUGGCAGGUUCAUAAAUACUAUUUCUGCAGUGCCGAGAACCCAGAGCUCUGUUGGCCUGCCUCCUUUCCAGAUGUUGAGGGUGUGCUAUGUGGAUCGAUCAUUGCGAAGUGUUGGCAGGGAAAGUAUUCAAGUAUGGACCAGCUGAAGGACGAGGCUCACCUUUUGCUCGCGGGUUAUUAA
This is a messenger RNA of Aspergillus fijiensis CBS 313.89, 504 nucleotides long. RefSeq lists its product as uncharacterized. The record is from RefSeq and is a predicted model, not a curated record. NCBI's taxonomy places the organism in Eukaryota, Fungi, Ascomycota, Eurotiomycetes, Eurotiales, Aspergillaceae. Bases 1 to 504 code for a protein of 167 amino acids. The transcript has a single exon.